This is a messenger RNA of Eublepharis macularius, 1548 nucleotides long. RefSeq names its product C1q and TNF related 5 (gene C1QTNF5). The transcript is spliced from 4 exons. Bases 181 to 918 code for a protein of 245 amino acids. NCBI's taxonomy places the organism in Eukaryota, Metazoa, Chordata, Lepidosauria, Squamata, Eublepharidae. Gene Ontology annotation, molecular function: protein binding. The record is from RefSeq and is a predicted model, not a curated record.
GCUGCGAUCGGGGACGCCGCGCGCCCUCGGUUCCCGGGCACCGCGAGGGCGAAGCCCCGGAGCGCAACCCCUGCUCGGGGCACAGACUGCUGCGAGAGGGAACCUCAAAGUCUGGAGGUCUGCAACAGCCAAUCAAGUCACACUUGUAAACAGUUCCCUGAUCACCAGUGCCCCUUAGAAAUGGAGCGUGCUCUCUGCCUCUGCCUUUUCCUCCUUACCCUGACUGAAGAUUCCAACCAGAUUGAGGACAACAAGAUCCCCAGCUUGUGUGCAGGGCAGCCGGGAAUCCCAGGAAACCCUGGGAUUCAUGGCAGUCAAGGGCUGCCUGGCAGAGACGGACGCGACGGCCGGGAUGGAGCAGCGGGGAUGCCGGGGGAGAAGGGCGAGCUGGGGCAGCCAGGACCAUCAGGACCAAGGGGAGAAAGAGGAAGUGCCGGCAUAAACGGGCUGCCAGGAGAGAAGGGAACCCAGGGUGAGUGCGCAGUGGCACCCCGCUCGGCCUUCAGUGCCAAGCGCUCGGAGUCACGCAGCCCGCCCCUGGCUGACCAGCCAAUCGUCUUUGACAUCGUGCUGAUCAAUGAGCAAGGUCACUACGAUGGGAACACGGGAAAGUUCCUCUGCGAGAUCCCUGGUCUGUACUACUUCGCCGUCCACGCCACCGUGUACCGCAUGAGCCUCCAGUUCGACAUCAUGAAGAACGGCAAGUCGGUGGCUUCCUUCUUCCAGUUUUACGGCAACUGGCCCAAGCCCACCUCAUUGUCUGGUGGCACCCUGGUACGGCUGGAGCCCGAGGACGAAGUCUGGGUGCAGGUCGGGGUGGGAGACUAUACUGGCUUCUACGCCAGUGUCAAGACGGACAGCACCUUCACGGGGUUUCUGGUCUAUUCCUACUGGCCGAACUCUCCCGUUUUUGCUUAACUGUCAAGGUCCUCCACUCCGCCAUCACAUGAUUAGCGGAGAACUCCUAGCUCUGCCACAGACAUUAUCCACAGGAUAAACAUGUUUUCUUAACCCAAGGGGUGUGACACCCCUUUAGUUAAUGCCCAUUUAAGGGUCUUAGGUUCUUUCCAUUCUGACCAGCAGAGGAUGUUCUCCAGACAACCCCAAGCCAAGGAAAUGAUAACCGUCUGACAGAGAAGCAAGUAAUAUGUGUGUUUUGCUGUAGUAAGCAAAGCGUAUUCUUUGAAACUACCUAGCUCCUUUCCCCUCCAUUUCACUGUCUUCAGAAGCAGCCAAAUUGACAUGAUUUGGGCCAUUUCUCUCCCUCCUCAACUCCCCGAUAGAUAAGGGCCAGUAUGGAGCACUGGACAGAGUAUACAGCCAGGGAGUCAGGAGAGAAGAGUGGAAUGUUAUUUUGCACGAUGGAAAGUGCCAUAAAAGUAAUUCUAAAUAAUAAUAAUAAUUAGUAACAGGUUUGUUUGCAUGUUGUCCUCUUAACUAGGAUGCCACAUUCUCAGAACCAGAGGAGUUAGCCGUGUUAGUCUGUAGUCGCAAAAUAGUAGAGUCCAGUAGCACCUUUAAGACUAACCAACUUUAUUGUAGCAUAAG